CACACACACCAGAAAUGGAAAAAAUUCGUGAAAAAAUUCGUUACCUGAAGAACAAAUUAACCAAACGAAAACGUGUACGUGCAACAUUAGAAUCAUGUACAUCGGAUUCAUCAUCAUCGGAUUCACCUUCACCGCGAAAACGAGUACGUCGCGUGAUUUCCAGUGAAUCCUCGAAUGGUGAACAAGUCGACGAAACAGAUAACGUUGCUGAAAUUCAUUCGGAAAACAAGGACGAUGACGAUAUAUUCUCGGUUUUCGGCGAAGAUCCAACUCUGAGCAAAGAUUUUGGAGAAGAAAUACAUUCUCACUUAGCAGUUCGUUGGAAUAAUAUUUUACAGAAAGGAAUUAAAAAAGAAAAUCGUUCUGACUUAAUAAAACAAUAUUUGCCACCUUCCAACUGUACUUUCUUGCUUCCUCCAAAACUGAACGAUGAAAUAAAAGCUGCUGUUCAAGAAACCGCCGUGAAAAGAGAUUCUAAACUAGAACAAAAACAGGCUCAACUUGGAGCUGGCAUUACUUGCAUUGGUAAAGCUAUUGACGUAGCUCUUAAAAUACCCGACAAACAAUUGCGGGAAAAAAUAAUUAAAUAUAUGGGUGAUGGCGGACAAAUAUUAACGGAUCUUCACUAUUUAGAGUCGUUGACCAGAAGAUCACUUUUAGGACAAGGGUUAAAUAAAAAUACUAAAGAUGCCAUAAAAGACAUACCUCGAGAUAAUUUUUUAUUCGGCGAAGUGUUACCCGACAAAUUAAAAGCUGUUAAGGCGUGUUCAAAGUCAGCUACUGACAUUAAAGUUAAGCCACAAAAAGCUUCGUCUUCACAUCAGAGACCGAACAGUAAGGCGUCUAAUAAUUCAUAUACCGCCCCAGCGACUUUAAACUGGAGGGGCUCGUCUCACCGGCCACUGAACACCAUGACGGCAGGCGCGUAUCGCGAGCGCCGUCCUGCAGCGCCAACGUCCUCAGCAGCCCCGCGUCGGGCGCAGACGAGCCAGCGCCCUCAACAAGCCAAGCGGUCUUAGAGGACGACCAGAGAACGGCACCCACAAUACAAAACGCUGUCUUUGAUGGCAGGAGUUUUGUGCGGGCAGCGUUACUGAGAAGAGGAG
Messenger RNA from Pectinophora gossypiella (pink bollworm), 1106 nucleotides. RefSeq lists its product as uncharacterized. Bases 15 to 1019 code for a protein of 334 amino acids. The record is from RefSeq and is a predicted model, not a curated record. Lineage: Eukaryota; Metazoa; Arthropoda; Insecta; Lepidoptera; Gelechiidae. The transcript has 3 exons.